GCUCCCCACCAUUCUCGUGCAUCUUGGAUGAAGUUCUGGCGGCGGCAUAAACACGAAUUAAACCGGACAGAAACCGAUGAACCACUACCGAACCCACCAGAGAAGAAGUUGAGAUACAGUCGUGCUGAUGAUAUUUUGCUAGCCCGAUAUUUCUAUGGAAAACCUGAGGGAACGUCUGACAAAAUAUUUCAGGCCUUCGGCCGUCUCCACCCUCACCAUCCCUGGAAAGGAUGGCAAGAACACCACCGAAUACAUAAAGCCAAAAUUGAUCAUUUCAUUCAACUACUAGGUAGCGGAGAAACAAUAGACGAAACUGAGCCAAAUCCUCCAGAGGCUUGAGGGGUCAGAUAUGGGGGAAAAUUCAAUGUUUUGAUGCAUAAACUCACACACACAA
Molecule: messenger RNA, 394 nt
Organism: Serpula lacrymans var. lacrymans S7.9
Lineage: Eukaryota; Fungi; Basidiomycota; Agaricomycetes; Boletales; Serpulaceae
Exons: 2
Source: RefSeq, a predicted model, not a curated record